Messenger RNA from Mus pahari (shrew mouse), 3666 nucleotides. RefSeq names its product Rap1 GTPase-GDP dissociation stimulator 1 (gene Rap1gds1). Gene Ontology annotation, biological process: positive regulation of GTPase activity. Lineage: Eukaryota; Metazoa; Chordata; Mammalia; Rodentia; Muridae. Bases 164 to 1987 code for a protein of 607 amino acids. The transcript is spliced from 15 exons. Gene Ontology annotation, cellular component: cytosol. The record is from RefSeq and is a predicted model, not a curated record. Gene Ontology annotation, molecular function: protein binding; guanyl-nucleotide exchange factor activity.
AGCCGCAGCCGCUGCUCCUCCCCGGCGGCCGCCCCCCGCGGGUCCCUCCCUGGCUGCGGGAGACGCGGAGGUAGAGGGAGGACGCCGCCGCCGCCGCCGAGCCGCGCCGCCCGCACCCGAACCCUUCGCCUCGCCCUGCCGGUCCUCACUCUGUGGGAGGAACAUGGAUAACCUCAGUGACGCUUUAAAGAAGCUGAAGAUAACAGCUGCGGACAGGACAGAGGGCAGUGUGGAAGGGUGCUUGGAUUGUCUGCUUCAAGCCUUGGCUCAGAAUAAUGCAGAAACAAGUGAAAAAAUACAAGGAAGUGGAAUUCUUCAGUUGUUUGCAAAUCUGUUGACGCCUCAGGCCUCCUGCGCAGCCAGAGUAGCCAACAUCAUAGCAGAAGUAGCCAAAAAUGAAUUUAUGCGAAUCCCAUGUGUAGAUGCUGGAUUGAUUUCACCACUGGUACAGCUGUUAAAUAGCAAAGACCAGGAAGUGCUGCUUCAAACUGGCAGGGCAUUAGGAAACAUAUGCUACGAUAGCCAUGAGGGCAGAAGUGCAGUUGACCAAGCAGGUGGUGCACAGAUUGUAAUUGACCAUUUAAGGUCGCUGUGCAGUAGAACAGAUCCCGCCAAUGAGAAGCUCAUGACUGUCUUUUGUGGCAUGCUGAUGAACUAUAGCAAUGAGAAUGAUUCCCUUCAGGCCCAGCUUAUUAAUAUGGGUGUUAUCCCGACCUUAGUGAAGCUACUGGGCAUUCACUGCCACAAUGCAGCUCUCACCGAGAUGUGUCUCGUUGCAUUCGGGAAUUUAGCAGAACUCGAGUCGAGUAAAGAACAGUUUGCUAGCACAAACAUUGCUGAAGAACUGGUAAAACUAUUCAAGAAACAAAUAGAACAUGAUAAAAGAGAAAUGAUUUUCGAAGUUCUAGCUCCGUUGGCAGAGAAUGAUGCUAUUAAGCUGCAGCUGGUUGAAGCAGGUUUGGUAGAGUGUCUCCUAGAGAUCGUUCAACAGAAGGUGGAUAGCAACAAAGAGGACGACGUUGCCGAGCUUAAAACUGCAUCCGACCUCAUGGUUUUAUUACUGCUUGGAGAUGAAUCCAUGCAGAAGCUUUUUGAAGGAGGCAAAGGCAGUGUGUUCCAGAGGGUGCUCUCUUGGAUUCCAUCAGAUAACCACCAGCUGCAGCUCGCUGGGGCAUUAGCAAUUGCAAACUUUGCCAGGAAUGAUGGAAAUUGUAUUCAUAUGGUAGACAAUGGGAUUGUAGAAAAACUCAUGGAUUUGCUGGACAGACACGUAGAAGACGGGAAUGUGACGGUGCAGCACGCCGCACUAAGUGCCCUCAGGAAUCUAGCCAUUCCAGUUGUAAAUAAAGCAAAGAUGCUAUCAGCUGGGGUCACGGAGACGGUUUUGAAAUUCCUUAAAUCUGAAAUGCCCCCAGUUCAGUUCAAACUCCUGGGAACGCUAAGAAUGUUAAUAGACGCACAAGCAGAAGCUGCUGAGCAACUGGGAAAGAAUGCUAAAUUGGUGGAGCGUUUGGUUGAGUGGUGUGAAGCCAAAGAUCAUGCCGGCGUGAUGGGCGAAUCAAACAGACUGCUCUCUGCCCUCAUCCGACACAGUAAAUCAAAAGAUGUAAUUAAAACCAUUGUACAGAGUGGUGGCAUCAAGCAUCUAGUUACCAUGGCAACUAGUGAACAUGUAAUAAUGCAGAAUGAAGCUCUUGUUGCUUUGGCACUAAUAGCAGCCUUGGAAUUGGGUCCUGCUGAGAAAGAUCUUGCAAGUGCUCAGCUUGUACAGAUCUUACACCGACUGCUAGCAGAUGAGAGAAGUGCCCCAGAAAUCAAGUAUAAUUCCAUGGUCCUGAUCUGUGCUCUCAUGGGAUCCGAAUCUCUAUACAAGGAAGUACAGGAUUUGGCCUUUCUAGAUGUUGUCUCCAAACUUCGAAGUCACGAGAACAAAAGUGUUGCCCAACAGGCCUCGCUUACAGAGCAGAGACUUACAGUGGAAAGCUGAGAACUGGCCCUGCUGGCACCAGGCUCAUCCCAGCUCCGCCCACCCCACUGUUCUCCAUCCAGCUACUUCAACUCCAUUCUCUUCUACAUCACUUGUGCAUGCGUGUAAUGUUCCAGUACCAAUGGAAGAACUGCUAUAGGUACCUGCCUAAUAAGAUUUCUAAACCCAUAGUUAAUGUGAACAUGACUGUCAGAACAAGUCUCCACCCAUAACUGUUAAAUCCUAUAUUCCUGAUGCUUGAGCUACAUUAAGUAGAAUGUGCAUGUUGUAGUCCUAUGAUGAUGUAAACUUGGUACUACAUGCUGACUUGCUCCUCACAUGCAGUAAGCUACAUAAUAAUGUACUGGUAAAUUAGAAACAAAGAAUGCAGCAGGAUCUGUCUAGCUUAUUUAAAGAUGAAACUGAAUCGUCAAAGUAGCACCAUAUUCUGGUUUUGUUUUUUGUUUUGUUUUGGUGCUGGGGAAGCACAGUGAUCAAACAACCUGUAUGGCUGCUCAUUCAGUAGUCUUCUGCCAGCAUCAGGCCUGUUACACCUAGAGUUGAAUAGGUUCAAUACUCAUUCUUCCCCUGCGGUUUCUCUCCUUUUUCUGAACUACAUAUAGGCAGUUUGCCAAGCUACACAGCAAACCUUCCUGAGGCCCCUGAUUCUGUCUUUAACUGACAAUGGUACAGGGGCCCAGUGCUGAGACGUGGAUUUUAAUGUGACCGGAGCGUGGGAAGGAGUUAAAGAAACCCUAGCAUACUGAACCAUUUUGGAUCUUGCCUGUAUUUUAGAUUCCGAUUUGUGUGUAGUUACAUCUAAAACUUCCAUCAGUUAGCCAGCAUUGUCAACAUGCCUCUAAAUCGUCCUUGGCAUUUGUUCAGUGAAGGAAAACUGAGGGCGACUUGUUUGGUGGAGAAUGGACUUUUUUUCCUCCUGGUUUUCAUCGCUUAGGGUGGAAGCAGGGAGGUUCAUCUUUCAUGCUCCUUUUCAAUGUGCUAAUUCUAGAUGGACGUAAGAGGAAACCUGAAGUAAGCUUGUCUAAAGAGAGGAAGGCCGGUUUUAAAAGCCAUAGUAGCCAGUCCAGUACAUUCUGCAGAUGGCCUCAUAGCAGUCAUUGUUAGAGUUCUUCACCUCCACUUUCCCACUGAGAACCACAAUAAUCUCCCAGGCUGCAAGCCAGGACUCGACUUAAAGACUCUUCUUGGCAAAAUGUAGUGUGCUCAUCACUGCCACUAACCACCACCAAGUGAGUUUUUUAGAGCUCUGACACACAAUCUUUAUAAAUUAAUCGGGAUUCCCUGUGACCCGCCUGCCUCCUCACACCCAAGGUUGAGUCCUGCUGAUGCCCGAGGGAGGCCGAGCUCCAUUACAGGAAUGGAGGGCAGUGAGGGGCUGCUGAGAGGGACCAGCUCCUUCCUCCCCCAACAGGAGAUGCGCGUAUCUCUGCGUUCUCUAAAUCAGACUUUGCUUUUCACACUUUUAAAUUCAAGAAAGAUUUACUUAAUGUAAGUAAAAACCCGAGUGACAGUUCCCUCUGAUGUCCAAAUAAGGGAACUUUGGUGAGCUGAGCACCUGUGCUUACUCACUGUAGAAAUGAGUUCUUUAUUGUCUUUCUCCUGGGCUGGAUAAGUGGACUAAUGUUGCAUAAUACUGUCCAUAUUAAUAACUUAAUAAAUAAAUAGUAUAUGAAACUACA